CUCUGCCAACAGGACAAACAGGAACAGUCAGGAAGAUCAGAACGACAGACGGAGCUGCAGGUGGUUCACGGCAGGAAGAGCCGUGAUCCGGGGGAGCUGAUGUGGAUGCAGCAGCAUGGAUCAGGAUCAGGAUCAGGAUGUGAGUGAGAGAGUUCCUCUGCUCAGAGAGCAGAAGAAACGGAGCAAAGGUCAAAGGUCAGAGGACCAACAUCCCAUCCCAACAUGUCUGACUUGGUGUUGCUCGUUCUGCACACAGAGACCGGACUCACCUGAAGCCCGACCUGUAACCGGACCAGAGACUGAGCCAGAAUAUGAACCCCACUCUGGAUCAGAAACCAUUUCAGUUUACGAUCCUGAAUCUGUACUGGUACCAGAACCUGAGAACGGACUCAACUCUAAAGCUGAACCUCAGUCUGAGACCUUAUCAGGAUGGGAACCUGGAUCAGAACUGGUACCAGAACCUGACACUCUGCUGGGGUUUCAACCUAAAUCUGAACUUGUACCCGGAUCUGGAUCAAUUUAUGAACCUGAAUUAAUGUCAGUACCAGAACCUGAGACAUUAUGGAGACAUGAACCCAACAAUCAGACCAUUUCUGAACCCGAAAACAGUCAAAGCCACAGUCAGAGACCGGACUCUCCAGAACCUCAGACUGGACCUGAGGCUCCAUCUGCAGACAAACUCUACGCUGAGCUGGAACCCGGAUCAGAAUCCAAAUCACUUGAGGAACCAGAUGCUGGUUCAGGAUUAGAACCCAACUCUGAACCUGAACUUCAACCUCAGACCUCAUCAGGAUGUGGAUCAGAACUGGUACCAGAACCUGACACCCGGCUGGGAUUUGAACCCAACUCUGACCUUGUAUCUGGAUCAGAAACCGGAUCAGCUGAUGAGCCUGACUCAGUGUCAGAACCUGGAGGUGAAGGACAAGAACCUUUAACUGCUGCUGAUCCCUCUGCCAGUCAGAGCACACAGAAACCAGACUUCCCUGGACCUGGACCUGAACCUGGACCUGGACCUGGACCUGAACCUGGACGUGAACCUGGACCUGGACCUGAACCUGGACCUGGACCUGGACCUGGACCUGGACCUGGACCUGAACCUGGACCUGGACCUGAGACUGGACCUGGAACUGGACCUGGACGUGAACCUGGACCUGGACCUGAACCUGGACCAGGACCUGGACCUGGACCUGAGACUGUUUCCGAAUACAAACCAAGUGCUGACCGUUGGUCUGGGUCAGAAACCGGAUCAGGUCAUGAACCUGACUCGGUACCAGAUGCUGAGACACUGUCCGGGUUUGAAGCCACGUCUGAACCUGAACCUCCAUCUGAGACCUCAUCAGGAUGUGAAUCUGGACCAGAACUGGUACCAGAACCUGACACCCUGUUGGGAUCCGAGCCUUUACCUCAUCCUCAGAACAUCUCAGAACCUCCAGAGGGUUCUGGACCUGAAGAUGAUCAUUCUACCAAUCAAAGUCACACAGAGGAACCGGACUCCCCGGAACCUCCAGAUGUACCUGGGCUUCAGACUGGACCUGGACCUGAACCCGUAUCAGUCAAUGAUUCUGAAUCAGUACCAGAAGCUGGGCCAGUAUCAGGGUUUGGACCCAAAACUGAAGCCGAGCUUCAAUCUCAGACAUUUAUAGGAUGUGAAUCUGGACCAGAACUGGUACCAGAACCUGACACCCUGUUGGGAUCCGAUCCUUUACCUCAUCCUCAGAAAAUCUCAGAACCUCCAGAGGGUUCUGGACCUGAAGAUGAUCAUUCUGACCACUAAAAGUAAGUUUCUGUUAUGUCUGAGAUACCAUGUGGUCAGACUGGGGGAGGUUGGUGUGAAACUCUCCUUAUCUCAUGGAACCCAGAGAUAAGGACUUCCAGGUUAUUCCAGAUUAUUCCAGGUUAUUCCAGGGACAACCUGGAAACGUGAAGCAGCUCCUCCCUAGACGAUGACAGAUCAGUGAACCAGCAGAACUGGAGAGAGGGCUGCAGGGUGUCAUGGUUGAUAUUGUUUGGAGAGUUGGAACAAUUAGUGCUGACUUAUUUUAUUUUUGAUACAAACUAUCUGAUAUUUGGAGCUGUCAUCAAACCUUUUCAUGUCUUUACAAUCUUUAAAUUCCCAGAACAAUUAUUGUGACCUAUGAAAAAUACCAACAACUGAUCUACACAUUAGGAAACGAUACUGCUUUAAGUUAAAUCUCACCUUUAGGGCCUGUUAGGUGUGAGUUGAAGGUCAACCUGAUGGAAGAAAAGCAAGCGCUACCUUCUAAAGAAGAAAGAAGUUUCUCUGGAUUCAGCAAAUCGAAUCCAACAUCUGUCCAUCAGAGAAAUGUUGACCAUUCAGGUCUUACGGAGCUCAAAUAGACAACUGGACUUGUUCCUCUGUUUCCUCCUCGGACUUUGACUGGAGUCCAAUCAGAAGCUCAUACCAGGUCUGCUGGCACAGACAGGAAGUAGCUCACAGACCAAUCAGGAAACAGUUCAAUACAUCAAGGAGAAGAUCAAUGGGAAUAUGUCUGCAGAGAAAAGGAGCAACCUGCUCCACUGUCUGCAUGAACUGAUUGAUUGUUCUCUGAAAAACCUGAUUUCUGAAAUGUUUAAUGAUUACUUCCUCUACAGAUAAAAACACCUGAUUGAACUGAGUGAUUUUAUUGGGAAACAAAAACCCUAAAAUCUCAAAAUUCAACCCCACUAUUUAUUUAUUUUUCUCCCCACCAGGGGGUCCUUUUUGUGGCUCUAGUGUCCCUUUUUUCAUAGUAGGCUGACAGGAGAGGGGGGGA
Gambusia affinis (western mosquitofish) is the source of this 2774-nucleotide messenger RNA. Its product is annotated as tetra-peptide repeat homeobox protein 1-like. The record is from RefSeq and is a predicted model, not a curated record. The transcript is spliced from 7 exons. Lineage: Eukaryota; Metazoa; Chordata; Actinopteri; Cyprinodontiformes; Poeciliidae. The coding region runs from base 116 to 1774 and encodes 552 amino acids.